AGAACCCAUUGCUGGGGCUGGCCGGCCUGUGCCUUGGAUCCUCUAAGGAGAUGGAACUGCGCUCAACCAGGAUGAGAGGCUGCCCGACCAAUGCAGCUGCCGCCCCCUCUGCUGCAGAGGCUUUGCUUUUUGACUCCCUGGUGACCCUAAAGUUGAAGAGCUUCCGGCCGGAGGCCAUUAGAUGGGACACCCGGAAGGCGGAACUUCUAGGGCGGAAGUGGCCGAGAGGCGAGGAGAAUGGCGGCGGGAGGCUGGAUUUGGCGUUGGGGCUGGGGCCGGCGGUGCCUGGGAAGGCCUGGGCUUCCCGGCCCCGGCCCUGGCCCCACUACACCUCUCUUUCUUCUUUUGUUGCUGGGGUCUGUGACUGCGGAUAUAACUGACGGCAACAGUGAACAUCUCAAGCGGGAGCAUUCGCUCAUUAAGCCCUACCAAGGGGUCGGUUCCAGCUCUAUGCCCCUCUGGGACUUCCAGGGCAGUACUAUGCUCACGAGCCAGUACGUACGUCUGACCCCUGACGAGCGCAGCAAAGAGGGCUCUAUCUGGAACCACCAGCCCUGCUUCCUCAAGGACUGGGAAAUGCACGUCCACUUCAAAGUCCACGGCACAGGGAAGAAGAACCUCCAUGGAGACGGCAUCGCCUUGUGGUACACCCGGGACCGCCUCGUGCCAGGGCCUGUGUUUGGAAGCAAAGAUAACUUCCACGGCUUAGCCAUCUUCCUGGACACCUACCCCAAUGAUGAGACCACCGAGCGCGUGUUCCCGUACAUCUCGGUGAUGGUGAACAAUGGCUCCCUGUCCUACGACCACAGCAAGGAUGGGCGCUGGACUGAGCUAGCGGGCUGCACGGCUGACUUCCGCAACCGCGAUCACGACACCUUCCUGGCUGUGCGCUACUCCCGGGGCCGUCUGACGGUGAUGACCGACCUGGAGGACAAGAACGAGUGGAAGAACUGCAUUGACAUCACGGGAGUGCGCCUGCCCACCGGCUACUACUUCGGGGCCUCCGCCGGCACCGGCGACCUGUCUGACAAUCAUGACAUCAUCUCCAUGAAGCUGUUCCAGCUGAUGGUGGAGCACACGCCCGACGAGGAGAGCAUCGACUGGACCAAGAUUGAGCCCAGCGUCAACUUCCUCAAGUCGCCCAAAGACAACGUGGACGACCCCACGGGGAACUUCCGCAGCGGGCCCCUGACAGGGUGGCGGGUGUUCCUGCUGCUGCUGUGCGCUCUCCUGGGUAUUGUCGUCUGCGCCGUGGUGGGGGCCGUGGUGUUCCAGAAGCGGCAGGAGCGGAACAAGCGCUUCUACUGAGCGGCACCACCAGCGGGGCCUGCGCCUGGGCCCAGGAGCCAAUGUGAACUUUUUUUUUUACUGGGAUUAUAGAAGAACAAGAUGACCUUAUUUCUUAACCGUUUCAAAUAAAUGAUUAAAGUAUUUUCAUACAUUUUGCUUCUUGCCCAGCAGGGACAGGUGGCAGAGCCGAGGCUCAGGGUCUGGCACCCCUGCAGCCGGAGACGGAGGCUCUCCUGGGGCUGGCGUCUCAGUGCAGGGGUCUGUGCCUAGAGCUGGGCUGCAGCCCCUGCAGGCAGCUGUUGAACACUGGAGGGUCCCCCGAACCACACUGGGGUGGGCUCCUGAGGACGUGGGGAAGUGAUUUUGUUUUGUGGCGUGUGGCACGUGUGGCGGCAGAUGAGGCCUGAACUGGGAAACCCAGGCCUUCCUGUUCACCCUGAGCUGCUUCCUGAGACAGAUGCUCAAGCGCGGCUGCAGGGUGGUGUGGUGGGGCUGAGUGUGACCGUUUGCUAAAUAAAGUGAAAUACCCAACCUCA
Messenger RNA from Mandrillus leucophaeus (drill), 1826 nucleotides. It is a transcript of the gene LMAN2, whose product is annotated as lectin, mannose-binding 2. NCBI's taxonomy places the organism in Eukaryota, Metazoa, Chordata, Mammalia, Primates, Cercopithecidae. Gene Ontology annotation, cellular component: endoplasmic reticulum membrane; Golgi membrane; endoplasmic reticulum-Golgi intermediate compartment. Gene Ontology annotation, biological process: endoplasmic reticulum to Golgi vesicle-mediated transport; endoplasmic reticulum organization; Golgi organization. Gene Ontology annotation, molecular function: D-mannose binding. The record is from RefSeq and is a predicted model, not a curated record. The transcript has 8 exons. Bases 238 to 1308 code for a protein of 356 amino acids.